Sardina pilchardus (European sardine) is the source of this 989-nucleotide messenger RNA. RefSeq names its product ubiquitin thioesterase otulin-like. Gene Ontology annotation, cellular component: cytoplasm. The annotation marks the transcript as partial. The transcript has 5 exons. NCBI's taxonomy places the organism in Eukaryota, Metazoa, Chordata, Actinopteri, Clupeiformes, Clupeidae. The record is from RefSeq and is a predicted model, not a curated record. Gene Ontology annotation, biological process: protein linear deubiquitination. Gene Ontology annotation, molecular function: cysteine-type deubiquitinase activity.
AAGUCUCUUGUCACUCCUCUCAAUACAGCUCCAGAUCAGGACCAGGACCAAUACAGCUUUGGGCCGCCCGUGGACAUUUCUGUUUACAGUGAGAGUGAAUGGAAAGGGCAGACCACCAAGAGCAUCGUCAUCAGAAAAGGCUACGCUGUGCUCUCCCACAGCUUUGGAUUCCUCCGGCGGGUCAAAGGUGACAACUACUGUGCCCUGCGAGCCUCCCUCUACCAGGCGCUGAUGCACACCACCAAGCCUCCUUGCUGGCUGCAGCAGAAGAGCAUCUUAUUGAUCCCUGAACAGCUCGAGUCUCGGUAUGGUCUGAUUAAAGGCUGGCUGUUCCCUGACAUGUGCAAACACACGGGUGGGAUCGAAAAGUCUGUGGGUCUGCUGAAAUGCUAUCUGCGCCUUCUCCAGAAUUGGUGGCAUGCUGCGGCAGCCUCCCAUGGGGUCGAAGGUCGCAGGAGUGUGUGUGAGCAGCUGUUUCAGGGCGGAGAAGACGAGUUCGGUGUCAUAGAGGCACUCAAGCUACUCAUGCUAGCCCAUGCCGUGGACUUGCAUACAGCCAAACAGAGGGGCGACAACUUGCCAAUUUUCUGCUGGCUGCUAUUCGCCCGCGAUACCUCCUCGUCUCCACGCUCGUACCUUGCCAACCACCUGAGUCAGGUUGGCUUCAGCAGAGGCAUGGAGCAGGUAGACAUGUUUCUCCUGAGUUGCGCAAUGCGCCACACCAUCAAGGUCUACCGCCUGCACAUGGCGGAAACAGAGGAGUUCAUCUCAUUUUACCCAGAUGACAGCAUUCAGGGCAGGCACUGUGUCUGCCUGCUAACCGAGGACGACCGCCAUUAUGACGUGGCAUUUGGCAACCCUGUCUGUGCUGAAGAGGACCUCUCUGAAGAAUCUGACUGAUUGGCCAACCAGCUAUUUUGCUGCUGCUUGAUUGUUGACUCAAGUAAUCAACGUCCAAUCAUGGCUAACUCAGGAUACAAUAUCUCACA